AUGGGUCUAUCUCCGAAGGCAUUUACCUUCGCCACGGGCUGCUUCGUUGCGCUCGGCUCCAUCCUCUUCGGCUACGACCUCGGUGUCAUCGCCGGUGUGCUCGUUGCCCAGGACUUCAUCGACACGACGGGCAACCCCGACGCCACGUACAUCGGCUUCAUCGUGAGCGCGCUGCUCCUCGGCGCCUUCUGCGGCUGCAUCCCCGCCGGCCUGCUCGCCGACCGCUUUGGCCGUCGCUGGGCCAUCGUGGUGGGCUGUGUGAUCUUUAUGCUCGGUGGCAUCCUGCAGACGGCCGCCAUGAACCGCGAGAUGAUGAUUGCAGGCCGCUUCUUUGCAGGGAUGGCAAUUGGAAUGUUGUCCAUGCUUGCGCCGCUCUACCAGUCCGAGAUCGCCCACCCUUCGAUUCGGGGCAGGCUCACGACGCUGCAGCAAUUCUUCCUCGGCAUCGGCGCUUUCAUCGCCUCGUUUGUCGUCUACGGCAUGCAGGUGCACCACGCCGGCACCGCCGCCCAGUGGCGCUUCCCGCUCGGCCUGCAGAUGGCUCCAUGUGUGCCGCUCGCCACGAUGAUCUUCCUCUUCCCCGAGUCGCCGCGCUGGCUCAUGUCCGUCGGCAAGGAGGAGGAGUCCGUCGCUGCGCUCGCUCGCCUGCACGCCAACGGCGACACCAAGGACAAUCUCGUGCUCGCCGAGGCCGCCGAGCUCAAGGCUGCGCUGGCACACGAGCGCGAGGUCGAGACGGGCUGGGCCUCGCUCUUCACCAACCGCAAGAACUUCCGCCGCAUCCUCAUGGGCAUCACGCUGCAGUUCAGCGUGCAGAUGACCGGCGUCUCUGUCUUCCAGUACUACGCUCCGGCCGUCUUCGCCAACCUCGGCUUCGGCGCCGAGCGCUCGCUUCUCUUCCAGAGCAUCAGCAGCGUCGUCGCGCUGAUCGCACAGUUCUCCUGCAUUCUCCUCGUCGAUCGCCUCGGACGUCGCCAGCCUCUCAUCUGGGCCAACAUCGCCAUUGGCGUGACGUUCAUCAUCGGCACAGCGCUUCAGGCGCGCUACCCGGCAUCGACUGGCAACAUCGGAGCCGCCUACGCGUACAUCGUCAUGACGUGGCUCUUCAACUUCGCAUUCAGCUGCGCCGUCGGCCCUAUCAGCUGGGCUUAUCCUGCAGAAAUCUUCUCGACGUCCAUCCGCGCCAAGGGAACGGCGGUCACCAGCAUGGCGUGCUGGGUCGCCAACUUCAUGAUCGCCCAAGUCUCGCCGAUCGCACUGGACAGCAUCGGCUGGAGAUAUUAUCUCGUCUUCGUCGUGUGUUCGUUCACCAACGCCCUCACGUUCUACCUCUUCUUCCCCGAGACGGCCGGCCGAACGCUCGAGGAGAUGGAGCAGUACAUCAACGAGUCGGGCUACCUCGUGCCGCUCCACAAGUCGCGCGGGCUGCGCAGCGCCACGGAGCGCGAGGAGGAGCUGCGCCGCGGCAUCACGGCCGUCACCGGCGCCGACGAGGUGCUGCAGCAGGUGCAGCAGGUGCCUUCGGCCGGCGACAGCGACAAGUACAGCAACAACGACGAGAAGCUCGCGCAGAAGGUCUAG
Molecule: messenger RNA, 1581 nt
Organism: Tilletiopsis washingtonensis
Lineage: Eukaryota; Fungi; Basidiomycota; Exobasidiomycetes; Entylomatales
Product: general substrate transporter
Exons: 2
Coding region: 1-1581 (526 amino acids)
Biological process (GO): transmembrane transport; carbohydrate transport
Cellular component (GO): membrane
Molecular function (GO): carbohydrate:proton symporter activity
Source: RefSeq, a predicted model, not a curated record